AGAAUAGCCAGGUCGGGGAGUCACCAGAAGGGGGUUCUUUCGUCCACGAGGCAUGUACUCUGGCUAAAGCGUUGAUGGCUAUAGGUGACGAGAAGGAGAUGUGGGAUGUGAUCCAAGGCGUGUGGGUGGAGAUGCUCUGCUUCUCUGCCAGCAGGUGCCGAGGGUACCUGCACGCCAAGAGUCUGGGUACCGGCGGGGAGUUGCUGACCUGUGUGUGGCUCUUGUGGUCGCACAUGGAGAUGGAAACCUUGGCGGAGAGGAUGCAGGGAACGGACGGCGUGGAGUUUCCAGGUGAAGAUGGAGAAGGAACUGCUAGCGCUUCUCAUCAGGGAAAUCGAUUCACCAGCACCGGGGUUUCCAUGGCCAGCGGCAUCGUAGAAGAAGACGAGUUGAUCGAAGAAGACGGCUAAGAUGUUUGAUGCAGUUUGCAGUUGCUUCUAUAUGCAGGAGGGAGUCUAAUGUCCCUGUGUUUGCUUCCACUCCUAAGCUAGUGUUCCUUGUUAAUUUUUCGGUUGUCUUUUAAAGUUAAUCUCGAUCAGUACCAUGCUUCCGCAUGCGUCUCCUUGUUUGUUGGUGUUCUCCUCUCCUGCUACUAGCUUAGCUAUCUAGCUCCUGUAUUGUCAUAGUUGCAAUGUAUGACUCUGUUUGUGGACCAACAUAAUGUUGAAAUUAUUGGGCUAGGCCCAUAACACCAAUGGCUUUACUGGCUCUGAAAUUUGAGACCUCUUUCAACACUCAAUGGCAAAUUUGCCACGGCCCUGCUGCUUGUGGUAUGGAAUGGAUGGAGUAUAAUGUUGUAGUAUAUAUCAAACUAAGCAAACACUUACUAAUGCAGAAAAAUGUUGCAGACAAACUUACUUGGUACUAUCAAAUUUAUUUUUAUUGAUGACUCGAUCCAGUCAAUAGAUACACGGCGGGUAACAAAGGACAUAUCAAAUACAAAACUCAACACAUGAACUAACUAUAGAUAGACCUAAGCACAGGAAGCUCACAUCCAUAUACCACACUUCACCAUCCCCUAAAAACACACCUUUCCCCUUCCGGAAAAACACAAGAUCGAUCCACUCUCCUACAUAUCUUGCAGUAGUCACAAGGAGAUCGAUCACAACCCGCCCGAGAACAAUUGCCAAAGGAUAGAAGUUGCCCUACCUUAGUAGAGGUAAAAAUCGCCGCGCCCGGUGAGCCCGGCCGGCCAUGGCACCGCCGUUUCACCCAGAGAUCGCCAAGUAGCUAGCCCUUCAUGAAUGAAGAAAGCAGUCCACGCUAUAGCUCCGUUGGUGUCUGAAGCUAGCUAGCACAUGUUGCCCAUGGCGAGGGCACACUCCAGGUUAAGAACACACACAACACCCUGAAGCAGCAGCUGGUAAGUACCGGGUAGUUGCUGGCCGCUUAUGGUAGCUAGCACCAUGCAUGACAUAAGCUAAUCAAGAUCUUGUGGCCUACGCAUGGUGUUGCGUGUGCAUGGACGAUAGAUGGAUGGAUAAUGGAGCGUGCCCUGACCCUGCCCCUGCCUUGCCCUUGGGCCGGCGCGUAAGAGGGGGAGAAGAGGAAGCUCCCAUUGGGUG
Messenger RNA from Brachypodium distachyon (stiff brome), 1565 nucleotides. RefSeq lists its product as uncharacterized. Lineage: Eukaryota; Viridiplantae; Streptophyta; Magnoliopsida; Poales; Poaceae. The transcript has 2 exons. The record is from RefSeq and is a predicted model, not a curated record. The coding region runs from base 75 to 410 and encodes 111 amino acids.